AUGUUCUCUCGAGUAGCUCACGUCGCCGCGUCUUCUGCUUUCCGCCGCUCGCCGUCUCUUGCGCUGCGUGCGUUGCAAACUCGUGAGAAGUCCUCACUCGUCUCUGUGCUCAAUCGCGAGCUGCAGGAAGAGAAGGCCAAUUGCUUCGAAGAGCCAGAGCUCGAGCAGCUUCGUGCACGUGUGGAGAAAGUGUUCACGUUGCAGGAGUCUUCGGGAUGUAUGGACGUGUUGCUGCAGGGCACUGUGGGCGACGAUGCGAUCAAGAUCAAGUUCAAUGCGCAGGACACUGUAGAGCUCGACGAGGACGACGAGGAGGAGGACUAUGAGGACGAGGACGGGGACAAUGAGGUACAGGUCGAGGAGCCGGAGGACGAAGAAGAUGACGAAGAGGAGGACGAGCUGCCGGGUGUCCGCUUUACAGCCGAUGUGACGCGCGACAACAAAGGACUGCAGUUUGACUGCGUGGCUGGCAGCAAUCUCACGGUAGAACGCGUGCGCUACUUGAGUGACUUUGCCAAGGACGCCGAGGACGAGACGCUGUACUUUGGCCCGGACUUUAUCGACCUCGAGCUCGAUGUGCAGGACAAGUUCUACGGCUACCUGUCCGAGCGCAAAAUCGACGAUGAGCUGGCCCAGUUCAUCGCGCAGUUUGCUGAUCUCAAGGAGCAGCGCGAGUACUUGGCGUUUCUUGAAGACGCUGCGAGCUUUGUCAAACACUGA
Molecule: messenger RNA, 720 nt
Organism: Hyaloperonospora brassicae
Lineage: Eukaryota; Oomycota; Peronosporomycetes; Peronosporales; Peronosporaceae
Source: the annotation of a GenBank genome assembly